CACCAGGAAGUUCUGCAAGUUGACCCAUAAAAAUGACAACAAAAGCGUGAAAAACUCAUUGAAAUAAACCAAAUUAGCCCUCAGAUAUGAGCCCAGGUCUUAAGAAAUAUCUACAGAAUCCUUGCAAUUAAUUCACCUGGCCAGACUUGUCACAAAUUGCCGAGAUGUGGAUGAAAACUAUCAUUAGCCAGCUGUUCACACGAGGGACUGCAUGGAAGUUAAAACGAAUGGCUCUGUUCAAUGUUUUAGCUACGUUCUACUUCAUCAUCAUGAAUUCAACUGCAACUUAUCUGAUGGUCUUUCAGAUUCUUCCAUAUCUGUUUUCGAACCAGCCAAAAUACUAUUGGUGUUUCCUUGGUUUCUUCCUGUUUCUGCUCCUCAAUGUUGUUGGAAACACAAUAUUGGUGAUAAAGACAGACUGCAGUCUAACAUCCCUCCGAAGAAAAAAGGAAAACAAACAAAGUGUAGAAAAAUGGGUGGUGAAAUGUGAUAAGUGUUUGGAAGCCAUCCCUCCAAGGUGCCAUCACUGCCCGAUGUGUGAUGAGUGCAUCCUCAAGCGAGACCACCACUGCUUCUUCCUUGGUAUUUGUGUUGGGUUACAAAAUGAAAAGUAUUUCAUUCUCUUGACACACUAUCUAAUGAUAGGAACAUUCUUUACUGCAGUUCUCAUCAUUAUGUAUGCAAAUCGAGUGUACGGUGUUGAAUUUCAAAAUGUAUUUUCAAUUCUUACACUUUUACCCAAGACUCUAUUUGGGUAUAUGUUUGAAAAAACUAUAAGUGGAGAUCAUAUGUUGUUGGUUACAAUGUUUUAUGGAAGUUUUACUGCAGGGAUGUCCAAUGCAGGUUUGUUUCUUUGGCAGUUGUUGAUUGCUGUUAAUGGGCAAACAUCAUAUGAAAUCACGACAGGCAUAGACAGAUAUGCUGGAAAAGGUUACUGGGCCAAUUUUACGGAUGUGUUUGGCCCAUAUUGGUUCUUGUCGUAUUUCCUACCUAUAGAGAUUAAGCCAGUCGGUUUUAGCAGUAACUUGACUGGUUCCAGUAGCAAAAAGGGACCAUCUUCAAGGAAAACGCUAAAGCACAAACAAAAAGGUCAUUAGAAUGAAGUUGACACUUUGUUAUGUGGAUAUGUUUUUGAGUUUUUGGCAAUAUUUUGUAUGAAUAGCUUGAGAGUAGAUAGACAUAUCAAACUUAUUUUGUAUUUCAUGUGCUGGGGCAUUUUUUUUUCUUAAUUGAAAUAUAAUGUUAAUUACAAAUUCUCUUUGAAAAUCAUAAGAAUGUUCUUGUUAUAAUCCAUCAAUUUCUUUCCAUUAGUCAUGUCUGUUACGAGGUCUGAUGAAAUCACUCAUGUCUGUUAGAAACUAGAAUUUACAGUUUUGCUGAACUUUUAGUCACGUUUUAGUUAGAGUGUACCAUAGAGUACUUACUACCUAUAUGAGAGUCAUUGUCACGUAAUACAAUUUGUACGUUUUUUACCUUCUGUAAGAUAUUUGUUCGUACAUGUAUGUUAUGACCGUUUUUCAA
Lineus longissimus is the source of this 1521-nucleotide messenger RNA. RefSeq names its product palmitoyltransferase ZDHHC22-like. The record is from RefSeq and is a predicted model, not a curated record. Gene Ontology annotation, cellular component: Golgi apparatus. Gene Ontology annotation, biological process: protein palmitoylation. Bases 165 to 1097 code for a protein of 310 amino acids. Gene Ontology annotation, molecular function: palmitoyltransferase activity. NCBI's taxonomy places the organism in Eukaryota, Metazoa, Nemertea, Pilidiophora, Heteronemertea, Lineidae. The transcript is spliced from 2 exons.